Molecule: messenger RNA, 846 nt
Organism: Mucor mucedo
Lineage: Eukaryota; Fungi; Mucoromycota; Mucoromycetes; Mucorales; Mucoraceae
Exons: 1
Coding region: 260-517 (85 amino acids)
Source: RefSeq, a predicted model, not a curated record
GUCUGAGUUCAGGUCUUAGUUUAGACGUAUUAUUGGGAAGUGCCUUAAUCUUUAUCUUCCAAUUAAUUAAACCAAGCUUUGUAUCUCCUUGUAACAGGUUUAGAAGAAAGUAAGAACUGUUUAUUCAUCAAUGUGGGACAUCCUUUAUUUAUAUUUUCAUACUUUAGUAUGUGCAUUAUUUGAUACAUUUUUGGAUUGAUAUGUUGAAAUCUGUUUAGUCUAAGGGCCUUUAACUUCAAUGUAGUCCAAGCGGCGACAAAUGAAAUCAGUUAAAUCUCAGCAAUGGCUUUUGGGAGCUGCAAAUGCGCUAGACAUUUUAUUUUUGCUUUCACUUUAUCACCUAACAAUAAACAUGGCACCUCAUCCCAUUCCCAAGAUCUACCCAACUCCCACACCAGAAAUUCAAGAGCGCUUGAAGCGUAGAUUGCAGACACCUAAAGCCAUGGCACCUGCACCCAGAGCCCGAAAGAUUCAAGUUUUGUCAUGGGCAGUUUCACUUUGUAAGUAUUCCAGUUAAUAAUUUAAAUCAUUCGGGUCUUCUUUCUAAACAUUUAUUGUAGCACUAAGUGCAUAUGUCGUAUUAUUUGCUGAUUUUGGUACAGAGAAAAACUGUUAUACCCCUGUAAGUAGAAUAAAAAAAAGAACACCUUCAUGUAGCUAAUGUGAAUAUAGAUUCGUGAAUGGUUUGAGAAAAAGAAGCAAGGUUUCUGGUCCUUGAGUGAACAAGAAAAGAAGGAAUUAAAGGAGCAAGGAAAGCUUUAGAUAGACAUAUUCAAUCAUUGUAAAUAAAUCACCUGUAAUCACACCACUACUUCACCCAUCAAUGCAUUAAAACCCCAUUUGGUC